Molecule: messenger RNA, 365 nt
Organism: Staurois parvus
Lineage: Eukaryota; Metazoa; Chordata; Amphibia; Anura; Ranidae
Source: the annotation of a GenBank genome assembly
GGGGCAGGGGCGGACUGACAACUCAUGGGGCCCCCGGGCAAUAGGGGAUCAUCCAAACUCAAAAAAGCCUAUGAGAAAGGAAAAGCUUUGAAGUGGAGGUAUAGACAAAACACAAAAUAACCUAUGAUGCAUCCUUAGGCCUGUUUCACAUGGGCUUCAGCUUGUAUAAGGCUGGUUUCACACCAGGGGCGGACUGACAACUCAUGGGGCCCCCGGGCAAUAGGGGAUCAUGGGGCCCCUGUGUCCUUGCCCACACUCAAAGCACACCCAAAAAAGCCUAUAAAAGGUACCAGGGGCAUCUCAUGGGGCCCCUACUGAGUGCUCAAAUGGUCAGUCCGCCCCUGUUUUACACUGAUCCAUUUCGC